UCCGCCCGGUCAUGGCCGCGUCCCGUCCGACUCAAGGCUGCGGCAGCGGAGCGCUGCUGGGCCGCUUCGGAGUGCUGCUGCAGGCAUUGCUGGCACUGUGCGCCUUCUGCACGCUGAUGUUAAAACGAUUUAAAGAACCAAAAGAAGAGAGGCGUCCCUGGAGGAUAUGGUUUUAUGAUACCUCCAAGCAAGCAAUUGGUGCCCUCUUCAUCCACUUUGCCAAUAUUUUUCUGUCUGAUCUCACUGAGGAGGACCCUUGCUCUCUCUACCUUAUUAAUUUCAUCCUCGAUGCCACGCUGGGGAUGCUGCUGAUUUGGCUUGGUGUGAAGGUGGUCUCCUGGGCUGUGCAGCGUCAGAAGUACACAUAUCUUGUCUUUGGAGAAUAUGGUGACCCUCCACAAGCUGCUGCUUGGAUUGGCCAGUGUAUCCUCUACCUGCUGAUUAUGGCUGUGGAGAAGACCCUGAUUAGCCUUGUCCUGCUGAUCCCUGGUUGGACAAAGCUUCAGCAGAUCCUCCUGAGUUACAUCCCAAACCCCCAGUUGGAGCUCAUCCUGGUCAUGCUAGUUGUGCCUUUUAUUGUAAAUGCCGUUAUGUUCUGGGUUGUGGACAGCUUGAUCAUGAGGAAACACAAGCAGAAGGAUAUGUUGAACAUCAAUGGAUCCACAGAGACCCCACAAGCUAGGAGGAGUGAGGAAUCUCGGAUGAUAUGGCUGGAGGAUGUCCCAUCAGGAUGGUUCUGUCUGCAUCGAGCGAAUGCUCCGGGCCGGUGGCAGCCACUUAGCUCAGAACUGCCUCUUGAUAGCUUCAAGUCUGAGAGGCUGCAGCCUGGCCUUAAUGUGAAUGUUUGCGAAUCCUGUCCCCUGGUGAACAGAGCUUUCAGCUGCCUGUUCCACUCCCAAGAGGGCUUGCGGGUACCAGAGCAUCUGUGUUUGGAUCCAUAUGUUCCUGGCUGUCUUCGGAAUGGUCAAGGUGCUGCUCUCUCCGGACAUGGAUUUUGACCAGUCUGAAAGUGACCAGGAUAUCUCAGGACUCCAGGGAACAAACCAGAAGAUGAAGCAGCCCAGCUACCACGUGGUCAUCUGACAGCACUGAGACAAGGGAGGUGGAGGAAGGAAGCAGUACUGUGAUUCCUGAGCUGGCUGAGGAAGGAUGCAGAAUGCAGCUGAUCCCUGGGGAUCUGUGGAGCCCUGCCUCAUGUACGCCUCUCCUUCUGCAGUGUCUCUUCGGGAUGGUGUCCAUGCAGCCUGUAUCUAAGCAGUAUCUGCUUUAUCUACCCAACCCUACCAUAGGCACAUUGCAGGCAUGUUGAGGUUAGGGUAAGGAUGUGUGCUUCCUCUGGCUGGCCAGCUGGGUGUAACUUUGUCAGGCUAGAGACUGAAAUCAAAAAGCUCUCUUCUUUUUAUAGAAAAAUCCUAUACUGUCUGAACUGUAACACUUUUAUAUGCACAGAUGCUCUACAGAACUGGUUUGUGAUUAUAUAUUUAAAUGCCUUGAAUUGGGAAGAUUGUCUCAGUGGAUCUGAUGUGUGUUUUUUUUGUUUUUUUUUUUUUUUUACUGUUUUAUAAGGACUGCAAUAAAUAUUUGACUUAAAACUGCUUCAUAUGUGAAUUAUUUUGCAGUGCCUUGUUUUGUGAGACACUAGCCCUGCCAAAAGGAAGGGGAUGAGCUGUUGGGUCAUCCCAGAUCCUGGCAUCUUCUGUUAUAGGUUAGAAGUUCCUUUUCUUUCUUGUUAACAGGCUCUGAUAAUAUACAAACAGCAAAAAUGCAAAACAUUCUGCAGCUCUUAGAGGAGAGAACAGCUGCUUAAUGUGCUUGCAGACAGCUGUGCUGAAACUCAGAGUCCAACAGAACGUGGUCUGGUUCGGGUCUGAGCAGGUAGACCUAGGCAAGCUUCGCAUACUGUAGAAGUCUCAAGAAUUGUUGGGCAGGAGUUGUUUUGAUGUUUUUUGGGUGGGGUUGGUUUUUUGUGGGUCUUCUCUCCCUUGUGUUUUCAUAGAAAAACUGUUCCUUAA
This is a messenger RNA of Lagopus leucura (white-tailed ptarmigan), 2012 nucleotides long. Its product is annotated as store-operated calcium entry regulator STIMATE-like. The record is from RefSeq and is a predicted model, not a curated record. The transcript is spliced from 10 exons. NCBI's taxonomy places the organism in Eukaryota, Metazoa, Chordata, Aves, Galliformes, Phasianidae. Bases 12 to 998 code for a protein of 328 amino acids. Gene Ontology annotation, cellular component: membrane.